AUGACGGAGCAUUUUUUCGAGGGUAUUGUUUUUGAAUGCGAUAAGGAGAGAGUAAUUUCAGUUUAUUCGCCUCUUACUGGCCUUGUUGAAGUGAAAAAAACUCAGUUUAGCGCGAGAGACAUUCGGCCAAGCUUUGGCAGAUCAUGCAGUUUUCGUUUAAAUUUUAAGAAUGGUUCAUGUUGUGUGACAACGCUUCGUAUAUUGAGUACAUCGCGACUUAAAAUCAUUGAAUCGCCCAGUCUUUUUUUUCAAAGUAUCGGUUUCGUCGUCAAUAAGGUAAAACCUGGUUGCAUAUGGAGUGAUAUUCUUGGAUGUAUUUAUGUCGAAAACGACGCUUUGUUAGAGGAUUUUGAACUAUUUGAUACGAUCAAAUUUACUGCCUACUGCUCAUCAACUAAGAACAUAUUAUUUAAAGCAAAUGCAGUGGAACGUUCUUCCGUUUCUACAUUCCAGUCAGAAGUGCUGAAAUUCAAAAGGUCAGCUACAGUCAAUUCAGAUAACACAAUCAAAAUAUCCGGACUCAAAGUACACCUCAAUCAUCAUCUGGAAAAAUGGUGUCACUUGAAACAGCCCAUAGGAGAAGAUUACGAUUUCAGUAGAAAAAAUGUUUCUAUCAUCUAUUAUCGUCAAUUUAAAGAUCAAAAUAUUGAUGCAGUAGCAUUAUUCAUUACGAAUCGAUCUGAACUUAAAGAAGGAAUAUUUUCGACGGAAAGAAGUAUGGAUUCUCGUAUAAUGUCUUUUGAUAUAUUCAAUGCCGUCGGAGACGAACAGAGUAAUUUCAACUAUAAAAUUUUAGCAAGUGAAAUUGAAAAGGAUUUAAUUAUAGAAGAAUCUUCCAGUAAAGACCAAUGCAAGCAGUAUGAGCAGUAUGACGAGGCAACCUAUUCUGAACAUACCAGUAAUAUUGAAGACAAUGACGAAUGGGGUUUAGAUGCCGAUAUACUCGAUCCACAAAUGUUGAAAUAUAUUAAUGAACGAAUACCAAAGGGAAAGAAAUCGUUUAAUUCCACUAAUGAGAUGCAAAACUUCAAAUCAAACAAUGAAUCAAAUAUUGACGAUUGGAGUCUGACUGCAUCAAGGAGGAUCUUACGUGAGGAUAACGCUCAACAAUCGUUUGAUAAAAAGGAUGGCGAAACAAAUAAUAAUCAUACUGAUGAACAGAAAGUGGAUCGUUUAUGCACAAAUUAUACUAGGAUGAAAAUUAGGAAUGCAAAAUUUUCGAAAUGCUUUGUACGAAAGAAUAAACCAUUUUCGAAUAUUUUUCUUGAUUCUCCUUUAUAUCCUGGACAUAAAAAUAUAAGGAAUUCUAUUACUAUUGUGCCAGCUUUACCAAAUUUUAAUACUGUAAUUAUGAAUGAUAGUGGUUGUGAUGAUAAUUCCAAACAUUCGUUUUUUCGUGAGGUGGAUUCGUUUUUUGGAAUCCUUUUAACUGAUUCUUAUAUUCGGGCGUAUAUCUGUGCUUCACGAAAUGGCAGUUAUCUUUUGCUUGCAAUUUCCGAUUUUCUUUGUCGUAAAAGAAUAACAAAUGUUGAAUUCUAUAAAUGUUUCCCCGAAAAAAACUUACCUGAGACUCUAUCCGAAUUAGAAUAUUUUGAAAUAAUGUGUGCGUUGAUUUGUGACAGGCUUAUGCAGAUUCAUGGUUUCAGUCAAAUACUUCGUUUCAAUUUACGGCUAACACCUAUUUUAAGAAAGAUGCUACUUUCUCAAUAA
Messenger RNA from Dracunculus medinensis (Guinea worm), 1710 nucleotides. The record is from the annotation of a GenBank genome assembly. NCBI's taxonomy places the organism in Eukaryota, Metazoa, Nematoda, Chromadorea, Rhabditida, Dracunculidae.